This is a messenger RNA of Funneliformis mosseae, 744 nucleotides long. The record is from the annotation of a GenBank genome assembly. NCBI's taxonomy places the organism in Eukaryota, Fungi, Glomeromycota, Glomeromycetes, Glomerales, Glomeraceae.
AUGCAAUCAACCUUGACAAACCAAAAUUUUAAUAUUCAAAAUGAUUUAAUUCAAAAUCAAAAUCAAGAUAGAACUUCUGCUCCAAUCCCUUCUUUAUGUCAAAUUCACAUUCAUCAAGAUUUAUCAUCAACAUCGUCCGUGUUGUCAACUUGUAAUGAUAAUAAUAAUGCAUUAACAAAUGUUUCCACAAAUAAUAAUGUAUCCACAGAUUUCAACUCAAAUGUAACAAAUAUUUCUUCACGAAAUGGACUACUUCCGUCAAUACCACCAAGAGCACUUGCUCGUUCGAAUAUUACUACAUCAAUAUUACCAUUAGAUUACUUACCUUCCUACUCGAUAGUAGUAGGAGACAUGCCGCCGGAGUAUCCAUUAGAUCAAGACCCACUUCUUGAUUCACCUCAAAAUUAUAAUCAUCCAAGAAUCGAUGAAGCAUUAUUUGUCGAACCGUUGAUUUAUCUGGCUCCAGUAGAACCACAACAAUAUUGGCCUAUUACCAAAAGACUUUAUAUUUAUGGCUUUAUAAUAUGGCCACUUUGGAUAAUUGGUUCAUUUUUCGUUUUAUUUGGUAAUGAAUAUAAAGUUAAAAAACAAGAAACAAACUCGAGUGAAGGAGGAAGUGAUACUAAAUUUAAUACUGGAAGAUUAAAGUGGGCCAAAAGAUGUUUAUUUAAUUUUUUAAUCUUGGCUUCUGUUUCUAUUUAUAUUGGUGUCGCUCUUAGUAAAAGUAAAGGAAAGCUUUAUUAA